AUGGAACCCACAAACCACACAGCUGUUUCAGAAUUCCUUCUCCUGGGACUGACAGAUGACCCAGCCCUGCAGCCCCUCCUCUUCAGCCUGUUCCUGUCCAUGUACCUGGUCACCAUCCUGGGGAACCUGCUCAUCAUCCUGGCCGUCAGCUCUGACCACCACCUCCACACCCCCAUGUACUUCUUCCUCUCCAACCUGUCCCUCACUGACAUCUGUAUGGGUACAACCUCCAUCCCCAAGAUGCUGGUGAACAUCCAAACACAGCAUCAGAGCAUCUCCUACACAGGUUGCCUCUCCCAACUGUGCUUUGUCUUGAUUUUCAGUGGUUUAGAAAACUGUGUCCUUGCCGUGAUGGCCUAUGACCGCUAUGUGGCCAUUUGUUACCCGCUGAGGUACAUGGUCAUCAUGAACCCUUGCCUCUGUGUCCUGCUGGUUCUGGUCUCCCUGCUCAUCAGCAUUUUGCAUGGUCUCCUUCACACCCUCAUGGUGCUGCGGCUGUCCUUCUGCACAGACCUGGAGAUCCCCCACUUCUUCUGUGAACUCGUUCAGGUCAUUGGACUCUCCUGCUCUGAUACUCUGGUCAAUAGCCUCCUGAAAUAUUCAGUGGGUAUUAUAUUUUUUGGUGUCCCUCUCUCAGGGAUUAUUUUUUCUUAUAUUCAAAUUGUCUCCUCUAUCUUGAGAAUGCCAUCAGGUAGUGGAAGAUCUAAAGCUUUUUCCACCUGCGGGUCUCACCUCUCGGUUGUGUCCUUAUUCUAUGGGACAGGUUUUGGAGUUUAUUGCAGCUCUGCAGUAAGUGACUCUUCCACUAAGAAUACUGCAGUGGCUUCUGUGAUGUACUCUGUGGUCCCUCAGAUGCUGAACCCCUUUAUCUACARCCUGAGGAACAGGGACAUGAAGAAGGCCUUGAGGAAGCUCAUCARAAGGACUGUUUCUCUUCUCUGA
Molecule: messenger RNA, 942 nt
Organism: Urocitellus parryii (Arctic ground squirrel)
Lineage: Eukaryota; Metazoa; Chordata; Mammalia; Rodentia; Sciuridae
Source: RefSeq, a predicted model, not a curated record